UCUGACAUAAGUCAAAACGUAGAAAUAGUGACAUACACAUUUCUGAAUAACUUAUCGUCUUAGGUUGUUUAAAUUCGUCUUUUUCGUAGAUUAAGUAGUGAUGAGUGGUGUUAUAAUAAGAAGAAAUAGUUUUCCAACUUAUGAAAGUGUAAAAUGCGAUUUACCCAAGACGUCAGUUCCUGAAUACAGCAGUUCAGAAGCUAAGAAAACUAAUAAGCAUUCGUAUCCACUUCCACAGAUAGCUAUCAAAAAAACGAAGAAUGGGCAGAUUGUUGAUGGACUUCAAAUUGGCCUACUGAAUGGUUGCUGGGACACCUCAGAAAAAAUACCAAGUAUUGUUGCUGAGAUGUAUGGACAAAAUUGCAAUUUAGAUGGUAAAAGCGAAGAUAGUGAAGUUAGUAACUCUGGAAGUGAUCAGCCAAAUGAAAACCUUUCUUGGCUUUUAGAUUACAAAUUUAGAGAUCUUGUUCCAUUUCCUGAAAAGAAGACGAUGUGAACGAAUUGAUCCACUGCUAGAGAUAAAAUUAGAAUUAAAGAUCAUUUUUUAUAUUUGGGAUGUUAUGAUAUUUUGAGUUUGUAAUUUUGUAAUAUUGGAAUUAUCUUUACCUUACCAUCCGAGAAUUUCUUUUCCAUUAUUUAAUACCAUUUAUUGAUAACUAAUGAAAAAUUAUAUUAUUGAUGUUGUAUGGAGGAAACCACUAGAUAGAUAAAUAUGAAAAAACAAAAGCUC
Messenger RNA from Harmonia axyridis, 730 nucleotides. RefSeq lists its product as uncharacterized. NCBI's taxonomy places the organism in Eukaryota, Metazoa, Arthropoda, Insecta, Coleoptera, Coccinellidae. Bases 101 to 496 code for a protein of 131 amino acids. The record is from RefSeq and is a predicted model, not a curated record. The transcript has 2 exons.